AUGAUGACCAAAACAGGAGACCAGGAGUCUCCUCAGGCUUCGGCCUCUCAAGUCGACCAACCCAGCGUCCAGCGCGCUCCGCCCCCAGAAACCCCGGCCGCCCUCCAAACGCGAUUUCGAGUGAUAGCUGCCUUUUGGGCCGUAAUUAUUCUCCUUGGAUUUCCGAUAUGGUGGAAGACAACAUCAAUCUACCGGGCGUCUCUCCCCAUCGAGGAGAUGGUGGAUUGGGCUGAUGGCAAGGCGUGCCGACCAGUCUUCCCUUUGGAAAUUCACCUUGCGACACCUUCAAUGCAAUAUUUCGAGGCCCAGCACCUCCUCCGCACAACACAACAUACUCUCGAUGAUCUCAACGAGUUCGCAGCCCAUCACCUUCGACUUAAGUUGACCAACGGCACGACGGCAGUUCAUAAUGGCGACGACAGCCUAGAAAAUGUCCAAACCCCUGCGGAAGAGACAGCAGAUAUUGCAUUGACCGUCCAAUUACUGCCCCGGGAUGGCAUAGCAGGCCCUUGGUCAGAGCUCCAUGCAGCUGCGACGCAACUCGAUAUCUUCUACCCGCCGAGCCAGGUCCCCCGAUUGUAUGGCGAGGAGAAGGCUACUAUAGCGCACAUCUUGUCUGGAAAUACCGCUGGGCUUGACUCGACCUCACCACAACUCGCCGAAGAUAUCGACCGAAGACUGCGCCGGUCGAUGAAAUAUGCUGAAACCUACCACCUCUCCUUUUCACUAUUCACCCCCAAAUCCGAACCUUCCUCGUGGGACAUCGAAGCCGCGCUCUAUGCGAACUUUGCACCCACUGCGCCGAAGCCUGAGUAUGAUGAAUCCGAGGCGGCAUGGACAUUGAAGAAAGAAGAUCUAAGUGCCUUCGUCAAUGCUGCCGAGUGGCCGCUGAACCCGAGCAUCGGCAAUGGCCCGACAAUCAAUUUCAUCCUCUAUGUCCCAGACCCCUCGCAGUCUCCACUCAUUGUCAAGGAGAACCGUGCUUCUAGUUGGAUGGUUCCCCAAUGGGGCGGAGUUUUCCUCCUUAACCCGCCGCUUUCCAAUACCGAGCAGGGCCUGUCCAACCCCUCCCAUCUCUCCCAGGACUCUUUAGGUCCUGCAUUCAUGACAUUCUCUCACCAACUCCUCACCCUCCUCGGCACUCCAAGUACCCCUGCCUCCCUUCCACUCCGUCUCCAGACAUCUAUCCGCAUUCGCGCGGCCACUUUGUUGCUCUCUGCCUCAUCAACAAUGGGCUCGCUUGCCCGUCUUACUGAGUCUUUACCCUCCAUCCCUAUCCCAGCAACCGUGGCUACUUCGGUCUCCACCACAAUCUCUCAUUUGGCUGCCUCCUGUGCCCACUUGCGAGAAGGUCGUUUCGGCGCUGCGCUUGCCAGCGCCCGAGUUGCAGAGACAGAAGCUGAGCGUAGCUUCUUCGAAAAGAGUAUGGUGGGCCAGGUCUAUUUCCCAGAUGAGCAUAAGGUGGCGGUUUAUCUGCCCCUUCUGGGCCCAAUUGGUGUCCCUCUUGUUGUUGGGUUGCUCAAAGAGCUCAAGAGAAUUGCCGCUCGACGCAAGGCGAAGGGGGCAGCAUCGUAG
Messenger RNA from Penicillium concentricum, 1575 nucleotides. It is a transcript of the gene PIG-S, whose product is annotated as GPI-anchored transamidase GPI17. The coding region runs from base 1 to 1575 and encodes 524 amino acids. Lineage: Eukaryota; Fungi; Ascomycota; Eurotiomycetes; Eurotiales; Aspergillaceae. Gene Ontology annotation, cellular component: GPI-anchor transamidase complex. The transcript has 4 exons. The record is from RefSeq and is a predicted model, not a curated record. Gene Ontology annotation, biological process: attachment of GPI anchor to protein.